AUGGACGAAGAUUACUAUUCCGCAGUACGAGCGCAGUCACCAAAAACAUACUUGUAUGCAUUAACAGCAGAAACGCAUCUCGGUGAGGUUGCUUCAGUAAUCAUCACUACCUUACUCGCAAGUGGUAGGCUCAACAUCAAGCAAAUUAGUGUAAAGACCAAACUAGCCAUCAAAUCAAUCAAAUCUGCAAUUGUCUCGCUUAUUCAACUAAACUGUUUAUACUACUGGCAAGAUGACAAGAACCCAACAAUAUUCUACUACUCUGUUAAUGAAACAGGAUUAAAAACGUUGGUCUAUAGUGGAGAUAUCUUGAACCACAUUACACAAGAGUACGGUGAUGAAGAAGCGGAAAUCAUCCAAAAUAUAAUCAUGAAUGGUCACUUGAAACUCGACGACUAUUUACGACAAUAUGAUAAUGAUCUCGAGAAAAGUGACGAGGCGUCGCUGAGGUUGGAAAAGGAAAAGAUUUUCUUGAAAUUAUACAAUGAAGGAUGGAUAAAGAUAUUGAGUCUUAAUGAUUUCCACCAUAUAAACGACAUUUGGGAGAAGCUAUUCGAUGAUACAUUAAGAAACACGCCAAGGUCAUCAACUACUUCAGAAGUCAAGCGAUUGGCAGAGGCGCAAUCUGUAUGUAAAGAGAAGCUUAUGGCAUUGUUGGAAAAGACAAAACAACCACUGGACUUGUACAUAACUGAAAAUGGGUAUAAGAAACUUAACCCAAACUUGGUGCUAACUUUUAAUUUAACAAGGUUUCAAAAGCGUAGCCGCACAGUGGCCUUAACCAAUUUGGCCAAAUCGCGGAUUGGUUUGAUUACUUCCAAGGUAUACGAAGCCGCUUUGAAGUCCGUGGAAAAUGGAUCUCCUGAUUUGUCUCAUCCAUUUUUAGAGAUUCCUGGUCUCAUUAACAAUCCAACUGAUGUCAAGGAUUUCAAAGACUCAUUGGAAACUACGCUCACUGCCGAAAAGAAGAUUGUAUUUACGGUAAAGGACGUGAUGCGGUAUUUCCCAAAACUCCUCGAUAUUAAAAACUCUGUAAUCACAGAGAAUAGCAAGCGGUCAUUUAAUGAUAUCAAUGCCAAUCCCGAAACCUCAAAUAAAAAGAUCAAGCUCGAAAACGGCAAUGCAUUCAACACUGGCGGCGGCGCCUCUGGUGCCAAUACCAGCAACAGUAAUAAUCAUCUUACAGCAUCAUCUUUUUUUACCGAUGAGGAUCGGAUGAGCAUUAUUGAACAGCAUCUUCGUCUUCUUGCUGCGGGAACAAAUACACAAUUUGUUCAUGAGAUUUCACCUGGCAGGUACGCAAUCCCAUUUGUAAAGCUUUCGAAUGAGCUCAAGCAAUUCCAUUACGAAUCGCUCGUAAAGUCAACACUCCAGGACCAAGCAUUCCGUGUAUUGCGAUGCAUCAAGCAUCUCAAACUUGCAGAUGAGAAAUCAAUUGCCAAUGCGGUAUUGCUCAAGGAGAAAACAGUUCGUAAUGAAGUUUAUCAAUUGAUCAAGGCCAAUGUGGUUGAAAUCCAGGAAAUUCCACGAAGUGUUGACCGUGCUGCAUCGAAAACAUUCUAUUUGGUAAAGUAUAAAGAGUACCAUCGAUUUGAAAGCUUGAUCAAUUGCCUAGUAUACAAUAUGGCCGAGAUUGUGAGAAAUAUACAAAACUUCAAGAUGGAAAAUAAGAUUUUGUUGGAUAAAUGUAACCGUGUUGACGUUGAAGGUAACGAAGACGAGAUGUUGCUUGACUCUGAGUUGAAAACAUUGCAUGGGUUGCAAAACCGCGAGGUGAUGAAUCUAGUGAGGUUCAAUAGAACAAGAUCCCUCUGGGAUAUAUUUACCUUGUAA
Lodderomyces elongisporus is the source of this 1833-nucleotide messenger RNA. It is a transcript of the gene RPC82, whose product is annotated as DNA-directed RNA polymerase III subunit. Gene Ontology annotation, molecular function: single-stranded DNA binding. The transcript has a single exon. The record is from RefSeq and is a predicted model, not a curated record. Gene Ontology annotation, biological process: DNA-templated transcription. NCBI's taxonomy places the organism in Eukaryota, Fungi, Ascomycota, Pichiomycetes, Serinales, Debaryomycetaceae. Bases 1 to 1833 code for a protein of 610 amino acids. Gene Ontology annotation, cellular component: RNA polymerase III complex.